AAACACACACACCAUUCGAGUCGAGAGAGAGAGAGAGAGAGAGAGAGAGAGAGGAGGGAGAAGGGAAGGAGAGAGAGAUGAACUCAGAAGGCGGAGCGUCACUGCCGUCAGGCCCAGACGCGAAGAAACGGCGAGUGAGCUACUUCUACGAGCCCACCGUCGGCGAUUACUACUAUGGCCAAGGCCACCCGAUGAAGCCCCACCGAAUCCGCAUGGCCCACAACUUAGUCGUCCACUACGGCCUCCACCGUCGGAUGGAGAUCAACCGCCCCUUCCCCGCCGGGCCCAUCGACAUCCGCCGCUUCCACGCCGACGACUACGUCGACUUCCUCGCCUCCGUCACCCCCGAGACCCUCGCCGAUUCCGUCCACUCCCGCCACCUCAAGCGCUUCAACGUCGGUGAGGACUGCCCCGUAUUUGACGGCCUCUUCGGUUUCUGCCAGGCCUCCGCUGGCGGCUCAAUCGGCGCCGCCGUCAAGCUCAACCGCCAGGACGCGGACAUCGCUCUCAACUGGGCCGGUGGGCUUCACCACGCCAAGAAGGCCGAGGCUUCUGGAUUCUGCUAUGUCAAUGAUAUCGUGCUCGGCAUUCUUGAGCUCCUCAAGGUUCACAGGCGUGUGCUUUAUGUAGACAUUGAUGUGCACCAUGGAGAUGGAGUUGAGGAGGCAUUUUACACCACUGACAGGGUCAUGACUGUGUCCUUCCAUAAGUUCGGGGAUUUCUUUCCUGGCACUGGGCACAUUAAAGAUGUUGGGGUUGGGACUGGGAAGAACUAUGCUUUGAAUGUCCCGCUAAAUGAUGGGAUGGAUGAUGAGAGUUUCCGUAGUCUGUUUAGGCCCGUCAUCCAGAAAGUCAUGGAGAUGUAUCAGCCAGACGCAGUUGUUCUUCAGUGUGGAGCGGAUUCUUUGUCUGGUGAUAGGUUGGGGUGCUUCAACUUGUCUGUCAAGGGCCAUGCGGAUUGUCUUCGUUUCCUGAGAUCUUUUAAUGUUCCUCUGAUGGUCUUGGGUGGUGGAGGUUAUACAAUCCGUAAUGUGGCUCGUUGCUGGUGUUAUGAGACAGCAGUGGCGGUUGAUGUGGAGCCUGAUAAUAAGUUGCCUUACAAUGAAUACUAUGAGUAUUUUGGGCCAGAUUACACUCUUCAUAUUGCCCCGUCCAACAUGGAGAAUCUAAACACACCCAAAGAUCUGGAGAAAAUAAGGAAUGCACUGCUAGAGCAACUUACUCGCAUACCUCAUACACCCAGUGUUCCUUUCCAGACAACACCACCAACUAGAGAAGUUCCAGAGGAGGCGGAAGAGAAAAUGGACGAAAGACCAAAGCCUCGCAUUUGGAAUGGCGAGGAUUAUGACUCUGAUCCUGAAGACGACAAGCAUUGGACUAAAUUCUCCACCCCUGCUCGUCAGCAUGCUGUUAAGUCUGAGAUGCAAGAUGUGGUUGUUAAUGUAGGGAUGAAGCAGACGAGAUGGAAGAAGAUAAAAAACAUCAUCUUCAUCAUCAUACUUCGUGCUGACGCGGAUGGAGUUUUUGUAGCUUCUAGUCGUAAUGCCCCUGUAUCACCUCGACGCGAGAUGUUGUUUAAGCAGAGUGAGGUUUGUUAAUGCCACAGAAUUUGUAGAAGGAAUCCUAUUAAUUAGUGAGGUAUUACGUAUUAGAGCAGCCAGUGAUGCCGAAUUUACAUUGUGUAAUACCGAAUUUACUGCCUUUUACAAUGUGUGAUACCGAAUUUACAUUGAUAGCAGCAGGCGAAUAUUACUUACAAUGUGAAAUACAACCUUCUGAUUAGAUAGUUGAAAAGGUUUA
This is a messenger RNA of Pyrus x bretschneideri (Chinese white pear), 1800 nucleotides long. Its product is annotated as histone deacetylase 6. NCBI's taxonomy places the organism in Eukaryota, Viridiplantae, Streptophyta, Magnoliopsida, Rosales, Rosaceae. Bases 78 to 1598 code for a protein of 506 amino acids. Gene Ontology annotation, molecular function: histone deacetylase activity. The transcript is spliced from 6 exons. The record is from RefSeq and is a predicted model, not a curated record.